AUGAGUGAAGUUGCCUCUGUUGAUGGCUUAACUCCUAAUGAACUUAAGGAAGAAUCUCUAGUUUUACCGUUUGCAGAUGCCCCAAGUAUCGUACAAGCACAUCAAAAAGAUGAACAAAUCCAAAGUAUAUUGAUUGAAAAGACUAUAUCAGUACUUAAGUCUAUAAAGGGUCAGUUGUUUUCGAAUACCCAUCCGAAGGAAAUAGGUCUAGGAGUAAAGUUAUUGUAUUUAACGUUGACUACUUUGCGAGGUAAUAGAACACUAGGAGAAGAAUAUGUUGACCUGAUUUAUGUUAAUAGAAAGGGAACUAAAUUACUGAAAAGAUACAGAAAAUUAUUGUUUAUACUUUCACAUAUUUUGGGCUCGUAUAUGGUUUUUAAAUGCUAUAGACUUUUCAAAAAGAUAACUGGUAACGAUGAGCUGGAUGGAAACAGUAACGAGGAUAAUUCAAAAUUCAGUUUCAAAAACCUUUUAGACCUGUCUCUAGAUACGCAUAUGAUAGUCUUUUAUUUCCAAGGGGCUUACUAUGAUCUUUCGAAGAGAUUAUUUGGAAUGAAGUAUGCCUUAGGACAUCGAGUUUCCAGCAAUGAAAAACAAUUUAGGGAUAAAAGUUCUAAUACCUAUACUAUAGUAGGUUACAUUAUAUUACUUCAAAAUCUAGCCAAAGUUAUACCUAAAAUAAUGGAAAGGCUGAGACAACUUAAUUUCAACAGCGCUUCAAAUAAUAACGAAAAAUUGCAAAUAAGUAAUAAAGAUAGACUACGAAAUGAUGGAACAAUAAUAAGGAUACCCAAAGAACAAGAAGUAGUCCAUAUAUCGUUAUCAGAUGAAAAGAUUUUACCCUUCAUUCCACCGAGUUCAAGGAACUGUAUCCUUUGUUUAAAUGAUAUGGUAGACCCAAGUUGCUCUCCAUGCGGUCACAUAUUUUGUUGGAGAUGUUUGAUGGAUUGGUGUCAAGAAAGGGCAGAAUGUCCUCUAUGCAGACAACCAUGUCUACCACAACAGAUAUUACCUUUACAACCUUAG
Naumovozyma dairenensis CBS 421 is the source of this 1026-nucleotide messenger RNA. RefSeq names its product ubiquitin-protein ligase peroxin 10 (gene PEX10). NCBI's taxonomy places the organism in Eukaryota, Fungi, Ascomycota, Saccharomycetes, Saccharomycetales, Saccharomycetaceae. Gene Ontology annotation, molecular function: zinc ion binding. Gene Ontology annotation, biological process: protein import into peroxisome matrix. Bases 1 to 1026 code for a protein of 341 amino acids. The transcript has a single exon. The record is from RefSeq and is a predicted model, not a curated record. Gene Ontology annotation, cellular component: peroxisomal membrane.